Molecule: messenger RNA, 965 nt
Organism: Meleagris gallopavo (turkey)
Lineage: Eukaryota; Metazoa; Chordata; Aves; Galliformes; Phasianidae
Source: RefSeq, a predicted model, not a curated record
CCAAAGUUCAGUGAGAAACAUCAGCCACGCUCCGCUGCACCGCCCCGAGGACGAUGGCCGGGUCUCCUGCACUGCUCCUCCUGCUCAGCCUGGGGCUCUGCUGCACCAGCGCCCAGGGACAGAGGAACACGAUGGAGGCCAGGUUCUUCAACAGGACUAUGAAGCAUCCCCAGGAGGGACAGCGGCUGGAGCUGGAGUGCCCGCCUUACAACAGUGACAGUAGUGUUUCCUGGGUCCGACAGGGCAAGGAUGGGAAACUUCACUUCAUCGUCUACAUUUCUGUGUUUUCCCAGACCACCUACCCAGGGAAUGCGAAAACAUCUUCACAAUUUGAGGGGUCAAAACAAGGCAAAUCCUAUCGGCUGGUGGUGAAAAACUUUAAGGCACAGGACCAGGGGAUCUAUUUCUGCACGAGCACCAUCAACCAAGUGCUGCACUUCAGCUCUGGACAACCCGCCUUCUUCCCAGUCACAACAGCAGCACCCACCACACACACAGCCACCACCCAGAGCAGCCAGGUCACCAUGAAGGACAACUCACAACAGGGCCCAGAUGCAGCAGAACACAUCACAUCCACUGCCACCACCCAGAGCAGCCAGGUCACCACGAAGGACAACUCACAACAGGGCCCACAUGCAGGAAUAAGUAACAAAAACACGCUGAAUUCCAUCUGUAAUAUUUUCCUCUGGGUUCGAGUGGCUGGCACCGGCCUCCUGCUCCUCACUGCCAUAACCAUCACCAUCACGCAUUGCCAAAGACCAAGCUCAGCGUAAGCAAGCAGUGCUGCGUCGCUGCUCAGCAGAAGGCACACAGGCGUCCUCCUCAAGCACCGCACGGAUCCCAGCAGCAACACACACAGCUGCCCUGAUGCAGCGCGGGCAUUUGGCUGCUCCUUCUCAGCCUGCGCUUCAAUCACUCCCAAAACUCAGCUCUCAUACCCCAACCUCUCUCUCACUUCUGAAGUA